Erigeron canadensis is the source of this 1572-nucleotide messenger RNA. Its product is annotated as metal tolerance protein 11. Gene Ontology annotation, molecular function: manganese:proton antiporter activity. Gene Ontology annotation, biological process: transmembrane transport; monoatomic cation transport. Gene Ontology annotation, cellular component: membrane. The transcript is spliced from 6 exons. The coding region runs from base 112 to 1332 and encodes 406 amino acids. NCBI's taxonomy places the organism in Eukaryota, Viridiplantae, Streptophyta, Magnoliopsida, Asterales, Asteraceae. The record is from RefSeq and is a predicted model, not a curated record.
GAUUCUAUAUCCACAUUCAAAAAUAUCAAAAAAAAUCAAAAAUAUUACACUGAAUUCAUUUUAAAUAAAUUUAAUAUAAAAUUCAAAACCCUAGGGUUUUAGGAUACUGUAAUGGUGGAACCGAUGAUUGGCGAAGAAGAUUACGACGGUUCCGAAGGGGAGUUUUUGUUGACCGAAGUCAAACUUGACCGCGGCGGUGGAGGCGGCGCCGCCGGUGACGUUUCAUGGCGGCUGAACUUUGACGGUUAUCAGUUUUCGUCGGAACAUAAAGAGAAAGCUCCACGUGGCUUGCAUGACUGUCUGGGCGUUUUAGUUCCAGAAGACAAUGUAGCUGAGUAUUAUCAGCAGCAGGUAGAAACCCUGGAGGGCUUCACUGAAAUGGAUGCCUUAGCAGAGCGUGGUUUCGUGCCUCAAUUGUCAAAGGAAGAGAAAGCAAGCUUGCAAAGAAAGGAGACACUUGCCAUUAGAAUAUCAAAUGUUGCAAACAUGAUCCUUUUUGUUGCAAAAGUCUACGCAUCUGUUAGGAGUGGUUCAUUGGCCAUCAUCGCGUCCACGUUAGAUUCACUUCUCGACCUGUUAUCUGGAUUUAUCUUAUGGUUUACAGCAUUUUCCAUGCAGACUCCAAAUCCCUAUCAAUAUCCUAUUGGAAAGAGGCGAAUGCAGCCUUUGGGAAUUCUUGUUUUUGCAUCAGUCAUGGCCACUCUUGGACUGCAGAUAAUUUUGGAGUCUGUUCGCGCACUAGCCUCUGAUGAAAAGGAUUUUAAUCUUACUAAAGAGCAAGAACAAUGGGUUGUUGGCAUCAUGCUUUCAGUGACAUUUGUGAAACUCGCUCUGUGUAUAUAUUGUCGCUCAUUUACCAAUGAAAUUGUCAAAGCCUAUGCUCAGGAUCACUUUUUUGAUGUUGUCACCAAUCUCAUCGGCCUGAUAGCUGUACUACUUGCCAACUAUAUUAGUGACUGGAUGGAUCCUGUUGGGGCUAUAAUUCUGGCACUUUACACUAUUCGUACAUGGUCACUCACGGUGUUGGAAAACGUAAACUCCCUAGUAGGAAAAUCAGCCGCACCUGAAUAUUUACAGAAACUUACAUACCUCUGUUGGAAUCACCACAAAGCUAUAAGGCACAUAGAUACUGUAAGAGCAUACACCUUUGGAUCUCACUACUUUGUUGAGGUAGACAUCGUUCUACCAUCAGAAAUGCCGCUGCAGACAGCUCACGAUAUUGGAGAGUCGCUUCAAGAGAAACUUGAGCUCCUGCCUGAGAUAGAGCGUGCUUUUGUUCAUCUUGAUUACGAGUUCUCUCACAAACCUGAGCACGCACAGACACAUCACUAAAUAACUGUGACAAUCCUGUAAUUCUUUGAGCUCCAGAGUCAACCAUGGUCAACCACUUGUAAGUUCUCACUCAUAUUAUUGUGCAUCCUUUCUGCAUAUAAAUUAUGAUGCUGAAUGGUGAGUUUAGUGUUUUUAGAAGUCAUCAUCUAUGUGAGAUUAUUGGUUGUGGAGCUCUAUUGAAUUGUAUAAUGAUAUUUUCUCUUCGUACAAUGAAUGUGGAUGUAGAUUAUGAGGUUCCAA